CUAAGCCUUCGCCUCGUUCCCAUUUCCUCAAAGACGGCCCCCUCGGCGUGGCGUCGAACGAACCCUAACCCUAAGUCUUCCUCGAUCGAUCAAUCGGUUCCUUGGUGACAUGGGGAACACCGAGAAGCUGAUGAACCAGAUCAUGGAGCUCAAGUUCACGUCCAAGAGCCUGCAGCGGCAGGCGCGCAAGUGCGAGAAGGACGAGAAGUCCGAGAAGCUCAAGGUCAAGAAGGCGAUCGAGAAGGGCAACAUGGACGGCGCCCGGAUCUACGCCGAGAACGCCAUCCGCAAGCGCACGGAGCAGAUGAAUUACCUCCGCCUCUCCUCCCGCCUCGACGCCGUCGUCGCCCGCCUCGACACCCAGGCCAAGAUGCAGGCCAUCGGCAAGUCUAUGGGCUCCAUCGUCAAGUCCCUCGACUCCGCCCUCACCUCCGGCAACCUCCAAAAGAUGUCCGAGACCAUGGAUCAGUUCGAGCGACAGUUCGUCAACAUGGAGGUCCAGGCCGAGUUCAUGGAGGGCGCCAUGGCCGGGUCGACCAGCCUCUCCACCCCCGAGACCGAGGUCAACAGCCUCAUGCAGCAAGUUGCCGACGACUACGGCCUCGAGGUCUCCGUCGGCCUCCCGCAGGCGGCGUCUCACGCCAUCCCACCUGCCAAGGAGAAGGAGACCGUCGACGAGGAUGAUCUCUCCAGGCGCCUCGCUGAGCUCAAGGCCAGGGGUUAGCUCCUGUGCCAAGGUCCUUGGUUGUGCUCCUUAUAUUUGCUUAUAUUCAUGUAAAACCCACCUGCAAAUGGAACUUCCUAGAAAUGGGAUUAUUGAAAGGAAUCCACUUGCAGUUCAGCUACUGGCAUGGGACAUAGUGAUGCAUAUCAUGAAAGUUCUCUGCAUGCACUGCCAUUAUGUUGGUUUUACUGGAGGGUUGAGAUUUGCUGAAAUUCCUAUUUUCCUUAUAAUAUGCAAAUUGUGAAAGAGGGACCGAAUGGAUUUAGAUUUGGUUUAUUCUUCCCUUUCUGAUCCAUCCUGUUGUAUAUAUUUUGAUUAAGAAUGAGAUAUUCUUUGGACCAAAAAUCACAUCAUGUAAAGUUGGAAACUGUAUACGAUGAACGAAAACUGUUUGAUAUAGCGACAUAUAAACUCAAAUACAAAGGGGAUAGAGAGCAGAUAAAAUUCAUAUUGGUGAGGUGGGGUAAGCAGCCCGCCCUGACCAAGGUGGCAUAGUGCCAUGGUGAAUGUGAGAGGUGGUCGAAUCUGAAGUUAGAGAAAGGACUCUUCUGUGUUAGAAACAACUAUCGUAGUAGUUGAAAAACAAACCGACCAGUCAGGUUAGAAGUUCUGUUCCAGAUUCUAUGCCCAUAUUCCUCUAUUUAUUGUCCGAUGCCCAUAUUCCUCUAUAUUGUUGGAAGCAAUGCUCUGUCUUUAAUCAAUUCUAUACUCUGGUAGCUAAAUUCAAUUCGACUCUUAAGUAAUAGCAGUGAGGUUAGUAGUUUUCUGCAUCUUGGUUGUCUUUUGUCAGUAGAGUGAAAGCACCUCCUUAGAAAAUUGCUUGUGCUAUUUGGUUAAAACCAUUGGAAAUGGGUCGCUGAAACUAUUAUUUGUUCAAAUUAAGCCUUGCUAGAAACAAAUUGACGGAUCUUUACAUUAACAUUCUUGGCCAUGAAAGGACCGAAUUAAAGAAGCACAAUUCUUGAUAAUUUGAAAAUAUCCGUAUGUUUGGCUUUAUAUAUCUGGUAGCUGAUAUCUCGAAUCCUUAACCUGCUUGAGUGAAAACAGAUGGUAAAUCAUGAUUUGGUUGUUUUCGUAUUUUGCUGCCUCUUGAAUUUGGCUGUGUAUAUGUAUACAAGUAUUUUUUUGAAGGCGGCAUGAAAAAAAAAACGUUCAAAUGUAAUUAUCUGCCAUAAUUUCCUUGUUAUAUAUAUGAUGUCCGACCGGAAUGAUAAGCCAGUUAUCUUCAUCCUAAUUAUACUUUAUUACUGUUGAGUAGACAAUUUUUUUAAUACUAUCGUCCGCGGAACCUUUAGCUUGUUAUAAACAGAAUGAUAGUUAA
Musa acuminata AAA Group (dessert banana) is the source of this 2045-nucleotide messenger RNA. Its product is annotated as ESCRT-related protein CHMP1-like. Bases 110 to 724 code for a protein of 204 amino acids. NCBI's taxonomy places the organism in Eukaryota, Viridiplantae, Streptophyta, Magnoliopsida, Zingiberales, Musaceae. The record is from RefSeq and is a predicted model, not a curated record. The transcript is spliced from 2 exons. Gene Ontology annotation, cellular component: ESCRT III complex; multivesicular body. Gene Ontology annotation, biological process: late endosome to vacuole transport; protein transport; endosome transport via multivesicular body sorting pathway.